Diutina rugosa is the source of this 498-nucleotide messenger RNA. It is a transcript of the gene RPL12, whose product is annotated as 60S ribosomal protein uL11. Gene Ontology annotation, biological process: translation. The transcript has a single exon. NCBI's taxonomy places the organism in Eukaryota, Fungi, Ascomycota, Pichiomycetes, Serinales, Debaryomycetaceae. Bases 1 to 498 code for a protein of 165 amino acids. The record is from RefSeq and is a predicted model, not a curated record. Gene Ontology annotation, cellular component: cytosolic large ribosomal subunit; ribosome. Gene Ontology annotation, molecular function: large ribosomal subunit rRNA binding; structural constituent of ribosome.
AUGCCUCCCAAGUUUGACCCUAAUGAAGUGAAGUUCAUCUACCUCAGAGCCGUUGGUGGUGAAGUCGGUUCGUCGGCUGCGUUGGCCCCUAAGAUCGGUCCUCUUGGUCUUUCGCCCAAGAAGGUCGGUGAAGACAUCGCCAAGGCCACCAAGGCCAUGCCCGGGAUCAAGGUCACCGUCCAAUUGAGAAUCCAAAACAGACAGGCCACCGCCUCGGUGGUUCCCGCCGCGUCGUCGUUGGUGAUCGCCGCGUUGAAGGAACCUCCUAGAGACCGUAAGAAGGACAAGAACGUCAAGCACAACGGCUCGAUCCCCUUCGAUGAAAUCGUCAACAUCGCCCGCCAAAUGAAGGAAAAGUCCUUCGCCAAGCUGUUGGAAGGUACCGUCCUCGAGAUCUUGGGUACCACCCAGUCGGUGGGCGCCAAGGUCGACGGCAAGCCCGCCCACGUCGCCAUCGACAUGAUCAGAGACGGCUCGCUCGUCGUCCCUGAGGAAUAA